Messenger RNA from Oncorhynchus nerka (sockeye salmon), 2213 nucleotides. Its product is annotated as disabled homolog 1-like. Lineage: Eukaryota; Metazoa; Chordata; Actinopteri; Salmoniformes; Salmonidae. The transcript has 16 exons. The record is from RefSeq and is a predicted model, not a curated record. Bases 475 to 2196 code for a protein of 573 amino acids. Gene Ontology annotation, biological process: lateral motor column neuron migration; ventral spinal cord development. Gene Ontology annotation, cellular component: cytoplasm.
GAGAGAGAGGUAACCACGACAAAAAGGGGGACGAGAAUAAAGGGAAAUUACGCGCGGAAAUAGGAAAUCCUGACAUAUUUUUUAAAUAUUUUUUAUAUCGGGGUAGUGGGAUGUAGCCGCGAUUCAGUCACUAUCCCUUGGAUGGGAAAGUGGAUAACCGCUUCUGAAACCUUGUUUGUGGAUGUUGGGAAUAACGUGGAUGGUUGUUGGAUUGUAACCUCGCAGCAGAAUUGGAACUAACUGUAGGCCUACUCAAUCUCGGACCGGCAGUAAGAAGCUCUCUGUAAGUGUGUGUGGGAUGUUGUGUCAGGGCUAGAGCCCAUUCUUCUCCCAUGAGCCUGUGGACCCACACACACACACGGCGCCCUCACAAACACGCACGCAAUCGACGCUGACGUUGUGAAGUGGACCCUCGUAGCCAGACCGGAGCAGAACCGGAUCGAACCGGCCGUUGGGCCGGCGGAGCGGAGCCUGAUGAUGUCAACAGAGGCUGAGCUACAGCCAGCAGUCAGGCCCAGCGUCAGGAGAGACUCCAGGAGGAAAUGGCAGGAUCGGAGCGAGGCCGGGUUGAUCAGGCGGUUUAAGGGGGAUGGCGUUCGCUACAAGGCUAAACUUAUCGGUCUGGACGAGGUCACCGCUGCACGCGGAGACAAACUCUGUCAGGACUCCAUGAUGAAGCUCAAGGGUAUAGCAGCGGCAGGGCGGUCGAAAGGAGACCACAAACAGAAGGUGUUUCUAACUGUCUCCUUUGGAGGGAUCAAGAUCUUCGAUGAGAAGUCUGGGGUCCUCCAGCACCACCAUGCUGUCCAUGAGAUCUCGUACAUCGCUAAAGACAUCACGGACCACCGAGCCUUUGGCUACGUCUGUGGGAAGGAGGGAAACCAUCGCUUCGUAGCUAUCAAGACCGCUCAGUCAGCAGAGCCAGUGAUCCUGGACCUUCGAGACCUGUUCCAGCUCAUCUAUCAGAUCAAACAGAGAGAGGAGAUGGAGAAGAAAGCCCAGAAGGACAAACAGUGUGAACAGGCUGUGUACCAGACUAUUCUGGAGGAAGAUUUGGAGGAUCCUGUCUACCAGUACAUUGUGUUUGAGGCGGGACACGAGCCCAUCCGUGACCAAUCAGAAGAGAGCAUUUAUCAGGUUCCGACCAGCCAACAGAAGGAGGGGGUAUAUGACGUCCCCAAGAGACACCCAAAUAUCAACCAAUUAGAGCUUUUCGGAGACAUCUCCACACUCCCGGACAUCUACUCCCCCUCGACCCCUGCCUCUCCAGCCAACACCCUGGACCCGUCUCUGGGCCUGCAGCCCCUCACAGAACUCUUCAACCCCGCCUCUGUACCCUCAGGUUAUGUGGCUAUGGGAGCGGUACCUACAGGUCAGGUGUGGUCGCAGCAGGCUUUUUCUGCCCAGGCAGGUCCUCUGUUUGGGGUCCAGUCCCCCCUGGGUCAGUCCCUCCCUGUAGCCCAGGUCCUGCCUGGAGGCCAGCCUCUCAUCUGGGGCCAGGCCAACCUCUUCCCUGCUACACAGCAGCAGUGGGCCGCUAUGACGGGAGCAGGGUUCCCUGCUACAGCCUACCUCCCAGCCCAGCCAGGAUCUCUGCCUGCCAUGCCUGCCAUGUUCCUCCCUGUCAAUCAACCCUGUGACAGCCUAUCAUCUGCCAGCGCUGCCUCUAACCCCGCCCCCUCAUCAACCUCAAGUCCACAGCAUGCAGAGAGGCAGCGGCAGAAGAUGAGCAAGGAGAUGUUUAAGGACUUCCAGCUAGCAAAACCCCCUGCCAUGCCUGCUAAGAUGGGGGACCAGCACCCCUGUCUAGCUGGGACCUCAGAGGCCUUCAGCUCCUAUUUCAGCCGUGUGGGGACCGUCACCGAUACAUAUGACUGUGACGACUUUGACAUCUCUCAGCUCAACCUCACUCCUGUCACCUCCACCACUCCCUCCACUAACUCACCUCCGACCCCGGCCCCCAGACAGAGUUCUCCAUCUAAAUCGGCGGCGUCUCACGUUAGUGACCACAUUGACCACAUCAGUGACCCCCCCACAGACGCCACCGACCCCUCCACAGAUGACUCGUUCGGUGAGGUCGAGGGCAGCCCCAGUCGAAGUGGAGAGGAGGAUGCGGCGUGUGGGUCUGGGUCUCCUUGUCCCAGUGAGACAGCAGUUUCUAGUCCAGCCCAAACCAGUCCACCUGCCAACAGCUAGAUAGACGCUGGCUGGGU